AUGUCGUCCACCGCGCACACAACCGAGGGCCAGACUGCCGCUGAGUACAGCACCACCAAGACCGGCCACCACCACUACCACGGCAAGAGCGACGCGAGGGCACCUCCUCGUGUCGACUGCGUCGCGAUGCACAAGGAGGACGCCCUCGCUGCGGCGGAAAAGCUCAAGCACGACGAAGUCCACCACUACGAGGGCCAGCCCGACGACCAACGCCUGAGGGCCGACAACAUCCUCAAAGACCCCAAGUCGCCCGCCGACGCCAAGCUCAACGCGCUCGACAGCUCCGAGGCCCUGCCGCACGGCGGCUACCUCAGGGGCGACCUGUGA
This is a messenger RNA of Rhodotorula graminis WP1, 327 nucleotides long. RefSeq lists its product as uncharacterized. The record is from RefSeq and is a predicted model, not a curated record. The transcript is spliced from 5 exons. NCBI's taxonomy places the organism in Eukaryota, Fungi, Basidiomycota, Microbotryomycetes, Sporidiobolales, Sporidiobolaceae. Bases 1 to 327 code for a protein of 108 amino acids.